Messenger RNA from Punica granatum (pomegranate), 4484 nucleotides. Lineage: Eukaryota; Viridiplantae; Streptophyta; Magnoliopsida; Myrtales; Lythraceae. The record is from RefSeq and is a predicted model, not a curated record.
CGCUCCCUAUAAGUAUGUUUGCUUUGCGCUCUUGAAAUUCCACCCCCACAUAUGCCAUUUUCCUUAGUACAUACAUCCAAGCUCAGUCAUCAUGUCACCACUACCCAUUCUUCUACUACGUGCCAUCCUGGCCCUCAUUUCCGUGCUCGCAACUUCUCAUCCUCUUGUCGGACAUUCUUAUCUCACCGCUAGCAGUAGUUUCAUCGGAAAUUAUGAUCGAACCGCCGCCAGGGGUGAGGUGGAGGCACUCUUGAAAUGGAAAGCCAGUCUCAAAGGCCAAGGCCUGCCUCUCUUGUCCUCGUGGAAUGCUACCAUCCCGUCCUCCAGCUGGGUGGGGAUAUCAUGCGAUAGUUCUCGGAGAAUCGUGAGCUUGAACAUCUCUGGCUAUGACCUCUACGGUACGCUCCGAAACUUCGACUUUUCCUCCUUCCCCGACUUGACCACUCUGGUACUAGCCAAUAUUUCUAUGUCCGGAACCAUCCCUUCGAGUAUUGGUAACCUUUCCAAGCUCAAUCACCUCGACUUGUCCCAAAAUCACCUUUCAGGUAAUAUCCCACCCAGCAUAGCAAACAUCGCCAACUUGUCUUAUGUCAGUUUUUUCGACAACAAUCUUGAGGGAAGCUUGCCAAGAGAAUUUGGUCUUUUGAGAUCUCUUCGAAUUCUCUACUUAGGAUACAACCAGCUCGCCGGCACUAUUCCUUCUUCAAUUGGGAACAUGAGCAGCUUAUCGGAGCUAUGUUUGUUUCACAAUGAACUUGUAGGUUCAAUUCCUGAUUCACUCGGAAAGUUGGGCAAUUUAACCAACUUAUCACUUUAUGAGAACAAACUCUCUAGCCAUAUUCCUUCUGCCAUAGGCAACUUGAGUAAGCUUAAUUAUUUACGUUUGUAUGAGAAUCAGCUCAAUGGCUCAAUUCCAAGGGAAAUCGGGAAGCUCAAAUCACUUACUGAGUUAGGCCUCAGUGAGAACAAACUCUCUGGCCAAAUUCCUUCUACCACUGGCAACUUGAGUAAGCUUGAGUUGUUAUAUUUGUACAAGAAUCAGCUCAAUGGCUCAAUUCCAAGGGAAAUCGGGAAGCUCAAAUCACUCAUUGAUUUAGAUCUUUCUGAGAACAUGCUCUCGGGCCAUAUUCCUUCUACCAUUGGCAACUUUAGUAAGCUUAAUGUGCUACAUUUGUUCACGAAUUUGUUCAGUGGCUCAAUUCCAAGAGAAAUCGGAAGACUGGAAUCACUCACUGAUUUAGAUCUUUCUGAGAACAAGCUCUCUAGCCAUAUUCCUUCUACCAUUGGCAACUUGAGUAAGCUUAAUGUGCUACAUUUGUUCACGAAUCUGUUCAGUGACUCAAUCCCAAGAGAAAUCGAGAGGAUGGAAUCACUCACUGAUUUAGAUCUUUCUAAGAACAAGCUCUCUGGCCAUAUUCCUUCUACCAUUGGCAACUUGAGUAAGCUUAAUGUGCUACAUUUGUUCACAAAUCUGUUCAGUGGCUCAAUUCCAAGAGAAAUCGGGAGGCUGGAAUCACUCACUGAUUUAGCUCUUUAUGAUAACAAGCUCUCUGGCCAUAUUCCUUCCACCGUUGGCAAAUUGAGUAAGCUUAAUUAUUUACGUUUGUACAAGAAUCAGCUCAAUGGAUCAGUUCCAAGAGAAAUCGGGAAACUCGAAUCACUCACUGAUUUAGAUCUUUCUGAGAACAAGCUCUCUGGCCAUAUUCCUUCUACCAUUGGCAACUUGAGUAAGCUUAAUGUGCUACAUUUGUUCACGAAUAUGUUCAGUGGCUCAAUUCCAAGAGAAAUCGGGAGUCUGGAAUCACUCACUGAUUUAGAUCUUUCUAAGAACAAGCUCUCUGGCCAUAUUCCUUCUACCAUUGGCAACUGGAGUAAGCUUAAUGUGUUACAUUUGUUCACGAAUCUGUUAUGUGGCUCAAUUCCAAGAGAAAUCGGGAGGCUAGAAUUACUCACUAAUUUAGAUCUGUUUGAGACCAAGCUCUCUGGCCAUAUUCCUUCUACCAUUGGCAACUUGAGUAAGCUUGAGCAGUUACAUUUGAACCAGAAUCAGUUCAGUGGCUCUCUUCCCAUAGAAAUGAACAAUCUCACGCAGUUAACGAAUCUGCAGUUGGGUUAUAAUAAUUUCAUUGGCAACCUACCUCCCGAUGUAUGCUAGGGUGGUGUGCUUAUAAAUAUUUCUGUGGCUUCUAACUUCUUCACUGGGCCCAUUCCACGAAGCUUGAAGAAUUGCUCAACUCUAUUUAGAAUCAGGCUUGAUUACAACCAACUCACUGGAGACAUAUCAGAUGCCCUUGGCACAUACCCGAAUCUAAAUUAUCUUGAUUUGAGUUAUAAUGAGCUCCACGGAAUGCUCCCAGUAAGAAUUGGGCAAUACAACAAUUUGACCCUCUUGAGAAUCUCCGACAACAAAAUCUCUGGGGCUUUACCUUGUGAGCUUGGAAACAUGAAAAAGCUUAACGUCCUCGACCUCUCGACAAAUCAUCUUUCUGGGGGAAUAACAAAAAGCCUUGCAAAACUGAAGGAACUUUUUGAACUUUCAUUGGAGAAUAACGAACUCACGGGAAGCAUUCCUCCUGAGAUUGGGACGAUUUUCACUUUGCAAAAGCUUAGCCUCUCUAAGAACAGACUAGUGGGCCCCAUCCCUAAGCAACUUGGGAACUGCAUCGACCUGUUGUCCUUGAACUUAAGUGGGAAUGAAUUGCAUGACAGUAUUCCCGUCGAGAUAGGCAGUAUACGCUCUCUAGAAAUCCUCGAUCUCAACGGAAACUCCUUGGUUGGAGAAAUACCAGAGCAGUUUGGGCGGUUGCAGAGUUUAGAGACCCUAAACCUCUCACACAACAAUCUAUCUGGCGAGAUUCCAUCAACUUUCAAUGAUAUGACAGGCUUGAAAACAGUUGAUGUCUCCUAUAACCAGUUGGAGGGUCCGAUACCCAAUAUUACAGCCUUCCGUAACGCUUCGAUCGAUGUUGUGAGAGGUAAUAAAGGCUUAUGCGGAGGAAUUGUGGGUCUUAAGCCAUGUCCCUUGGAGAAGGGAGAUGGAAAGUUGUUGGUGAUUUUGCUCCCUAUAAUUGCUAUUUUGCUUCUUUUUAUGGUCACUUUUGGAUUUUGGUACACUAUGAUUGGUCGGACCAAAAGAAAUGCGAAGGACCAAUUGGUCUCUACCAAUGAGAAUUUGUUUGCAAUAUGGAGCUAUGAUGGAGUAAUAAUGUACGAGAACAUCAUUGAAGCCACCGAGGAAUUCGACUCAAAGUACUGCAUUGGGUCUGGAGCAUACGGGAGUGUUUACAAGGCAAGGUUGUCGACCGAUCAGAUUGUUGCGGUGAAAAAAUUCCAUAUUUUGCCAGACGGAGACAUAGUUGGCACUACUGAGAUAUCACGGCAAAAGGCUUUCAGGAGCGAAAUUCGAGCUUUGACAGAGAUCCGACACCGUAACAUUGUCAAACUAUAUGGCUUUUGCUUAUCGCCGAGGCAUUCAUUUCUUGUGUACGAGUACUUGGAAGGUGGGAGCCUAGAAAAUCUUUUGAGCAACCAUGAGACUGCGGCAGGGUUUGGGUGGCUCGAGCGCAGGAAUGUGGCAAGAGGAGUGGCAGAUGCACUGUGCUACAUGCACCAUGACUGUUCUCCGCCUAUAAUUCACUGCGAUGUUUCCAGCAAAAAUAUUCUUCUCGAUGUGGAGUAUGAGGCCCAUGUCUCGGACUUCGGAACAGCAAGAUUUAUGAAACCAGAUUCAUCAAACUGGACUUCAUUUGCUGGCACAUUUGGAUAUGCCGCUCCAGAGCUCGCAUACACCAUGGAGGUAAACGAGAAGUGCGAUGUCUACAGUUUUGGAGUCGUAACCCUGGAGUUAAUCAUGGGAAGACAUCCGGGGGAUUUCAUAUCAUCCUCUCUUAGUAGUGUUUACCAUAUGCACCUCAAGGAGAUAUUGGACCGACGUAUUCCAUAUCCCAAGGAUGAAUUUAUGACUGAUUUGAUCUCUGUCCUAGAUAUAGCAUUUUCGUGCUGAAGUUACAGGCCGAAAUCUCGUCCCAGUAUGAAGCAAGUUUCUCUAGGAUUAUCCAUUCGAAGAUCCGACAUGCCUGAUUAUUCUUUGGAGACCAAACUAGGAGAACUGUUUAAUUUGAGAGGCUUGAUUUCGUGAAAGUGUUCUCAGCCUAUUCAAAGUCUAAAUUCACAUCCAAAUUCGAAACAAGUUUAUCAAAGUUGAAAUGCUUGAAGAUCCACCACGGCUAAGUGAUUCUUGGAGAUCAAUCUAGGAGAAGUAUAAGUUCAUUUGAGGGACUCAAGUUCGUGAAACUUUGAUCUUGUAUAUACUUUCUUUGCUACUUAUAAUUAAUGAUGGAACCCAUCCCGUGCAGGGAUCUUGUAAUAUUUGCAUUUUCUUUGGUACUGUUUUCUCUUUGCUUCCUCUCGGUCGGAUUGUCAUGCUGGUGAUCAUAAUGUACCGAUAGGCAUAUACAAUAUCAGUAUACAUAUCUUCUGUUGCA